AGGGGGCAGACAAUUUUAGCAGAGACGAGGAGAAAGAAGUGUGCACAUUUUCAUUAAGACACUUUGGCAAACAACUGAGCUCCAUGGCUUCCUGCAGGAACCUUCCUCUCUUCGUGAUCUGUCUGCUUCUCAUCAGAGGUUCUGCUCCUCUGCCAACAAUGACAGACGAGAAUCAAUUUAAGGACCUUCCCCCACCAGAUUACUAUGAUAAUGAUGAAAUCUCCACUACGGCACCUCCUAAAGCUGUCCCUGCAUCACCUAAAACGCUUCAGAAAUGUGACUAUAACCCUUGCCUGGACGGUCAGCUCCCCUGCGAUUAUCUAUCGGCCACUACUGGAUGUUUAUGUCAAGGGGUCACUCUGUUUAACGUGGCCCCGCUGGCCCCUGACCUAAAGUCAGUCUCCUGGAACGGCUCCGAGGUGGUCAUCAGGUGGUGUGCACCUUAUUCAUAUGUCACAGCGUAUAUCGUGACGGUCGGGGGAGAACACAAGCAGGAGUUUGGGAAGGACCAGAGAAGCGGUGGGUUGGGCGACUUGGAAAACGUCGCAAAGGUGUGUGUGGUCGCCAUGAAUGACGCAGGACCCAGCAAGGAGUCCUGCAUGAUGUACCAACCCGAGGACACCAGUCUACCUCUAAAAGCAGGACUCAUAGGAGGAGCUCUAGGAUUCCUGCUGCUCCUCCUAUUGGCUGUGCUGCUCUUGAGGCACAGGAGGCAGAGGAAACAGGAGGCCGGCAUCUCCAUGCACAAUACGGCAGAGACAACGCAGUGAAUGAAAAACAGAGCAGGGCCGGACGCCUUAAGAUAAAUCUGUCCUGUGAGACUCUUCAGAUGGUUAUAGAUAAUAAACUGAGACUGCAUUUUAAAGUCAGAGGGUUUCUGAAUAUGCAGCAGGAAGCAGAGGUCAUCAUGCCCCAGGAAUAUAAAUACAAACCUAUAUGACGGGCAAUGUUAUAGCUUAAUUCUUGUUUUAUUUUGAAAACCUCCUAAGAAGUGUUAAAAUGAAUUUCCCACAAGAUUAAGAAAGCAGCUGCAGGACAUUUUUUAAAAUUAUUUAUGUGUUAUGUGCUAUGAAAAUUAAACCCCAAGGACAAACAGUAAGCAAACAAGAAUUUCACAAGAGAUACAAUGGAAUUUGAUUGCUUUCUUAGCAUUUAAAAUAAGAGUUUUAAUGUUGCCUGUGAUGAAAUAUAAGGUUAUAGGGCUUCAAGUAACAGCCUGGCAUGCUGUCAGUGCUGAACAGCUGUUUAUUGCCAAGUAGAUCAACAGUGAUUGGAUGAAACAUCACAUACAGUCUCAUCUACCAGUACAAAUCUCAGCUCUCAUUUACUCAGAAACCUGUCGGUUGCACUUGCUUUUAAUGCUUGUGAGGAGAUUUUAGAUAGUUACGACAUAAAUCAAAAGUUUGACUGAUGUGUCUAAAUGUCCUUUAAAAGCAGUGAAACCAUCAGGAACAAAACUGUUUAUUUCUAUCGUUAUUUUCAGCCAGUUUCUGCUGAUGUCAUACAGGCCGGUUACCAGACUGAUUGUUUACAUCUCUUACAGCAGAGACUCCCAGUAGGUAAAAAAAAAAAAGUUAGACUUUUAAAAUAAUGAAUUUAGUUUUUGGUUACAGAAUGAUUCACAUCGGACAAAACCAACGAAGAGAUUAAACAUAUGGCAAGAUAAAGCUGAAAUGAAAGUUGCACACAGAAGCUUAAAAUAGUUUGAUUCUAAAAAAGCAUGAAGCAUUAUUUGGUGAACGUCUCCCUUCACGCCCUUUCCCAAUAUUUCCUGUCUCUCGUCAGCAUUCCCAUCUAAUAAAGGCAAAAAAAAAAGUCCUGAAAAUAAUCUUAAAAAACAAACAAACAAAGAAACAAAGGUUAGUCCAAGACAGUCUGGCUGAAGACCGUAGAUCUCAGCCCUUGCAAACCACUACAGUGAGAUGCCACCUCUGUCAGAGCAGAAAAACACGUGAAAACUUUCAAAAUAAAAUCUGAUUAAACUUACGGUUAGGGCUAGGCUUCCAAAAGUUAAAAAUCCAACCUGAAAAAUCUGAUGACAAAACAUUUGAAUAAGUUUGUCCACGACAACACUCUAAAGCAGCUAACGCUAAAGCUAACAAAGCUAUGCAAGCUACGUAGGCAACGUAGCAAACAAAGCUACUCUAAAGCUAACCAAGCUAUGUUAGCUAUGUAAGCUACCACGGCUAAAUAGCUUUUCUAACUAAUGUAGCUAAAGCUGAAGCAAACGAGGUUACAUUAGAUUAUGCUAUUUGGUAAAGCUAGGCCUGUUUAUGAAGUAGUUAUGUGAACGAUGGCUCAUUUAGCUUCAUUAACCUUUGCUAAAGCUAACGUAGGUACAUUGGCUAUUGAGUACCAUUUAUGACAUAGCUAGAGUAGUUUUGUUUGCUUGAGCUGUAGGAAACGAAGCUAAAGUGAGCCACCAUUUGUGUGACUAAUUCUAAAAUGGGUCAUGACAUUUAAAACAGAGGUGGUGUUCCAAAAGUUUUUUCAAACCUAAAGCGCUGUGAGCACUGCAACAAAAAACAGCUGACACCCAAGAUACUGAAAACACUGAACUGCAUUAGUUUUGCAGAGAGAACAGGCCCUGCCAACACAAAAGAUGACGUGGACACAACCCUUUAAUCCCUGAGUUGUUCAAAGGUACUGAAAGGAGUUUUUAGCUGGUUAUGAAACUGACUAAAAUGAAUAUUUAUGCCUCUUUAUGAGCAACAAAAGUAAGCCUGACUGUCAACAUCAUGACUAACUGCUUCUAAAGCUUGAAUCAACUACUGCGGGGUAGGUGUCAAAGGAAGUGGUUAAAGAAACGACUUGUUAGCACACUUUCCAUGUGGAAAAAUGUUGGUUAGUGUUUGACAGUUUAAGGAAAAGCGAGCGGCCUGGGUUCCAAUCUAACCUGCUGUUCCUUUUACACAUAUUCCCAUUUUCUCAGCCUAAAUUGCUGAGAAAAAGGAAAAAAGGUGCUUGAAGGAAGGCGCUCUCACUGAUCUAAAUCAGGAAAUACAGAUAAUGAAUAUUAAAGAAUAUUCUUUAAAGAUUUGUUGUGACAAAUGCUGACAGGCUUGAAUGGUUUUAUUUGUGGUCAGUCAGCAUGAGUUAAUAAAUUAAACAUUGUGUACACAGAAAAGAUUCAUGUUUUAGUUUGAAACUCUCUGUGAGAGUCUUUGUUUGUAUUUCAAGUGACUGGAUGUUUGUUUUUAACUUAAUUUAUUUGUUUUUGGGGUUUUUUUGCCACAAAGCUUGUACAUGUUAAGCGUUUUUAGACAGAAUAAGAGGCUGUUUUAACUGUAUAUUAAUGCUUUGACUAUUUAAUACUGGUGACUGUCAUCAUUUUGAAAGUUGUUUUCACACCCAUGUGCCACUACGUGUAUUUAUUGAACAGCUUGUUCCAUCUGUCAUGUGUUGGACAUUGUCUCAGUGUGCUGAAUGAGCUCAAGUGUUCACUGCUGUUUUUCCAGCUGUCAUACAGCAGCGUCUCCAGCGGAUAUAGAUUUUUUUUUAAAGGCUUGUCUCUUUCCAGCUGAGACUUCCAGUCAACCAUCGCUGCGCUGCUGAGAGGCUUCAGGCUCCUUUUCUUUCUGCCAUGAUGCGAAAGAAAAAAAGGUCCAAUAUUUAAAUCCUCACAGUUUAUCUCAUGUUCAAGCCUCCAUCUGCGUGUCUCGCAGCGAUGAUAUAAUUCCUUUUUGCUCUGGAUCCCAACAAUCGCUUGUUCCUCUGCUUCUGGCGCUUUUCUUGUUGGACUGCACAUGUAACAUGGCACAGAGCUGUACAGAAGUCCGUCUGAUACAGAGACGCCGUAGAUUGUUUAUUUCAGUCUCUGAAUUGGCCUGAAGACGUUACUUUAAUGGCACAUAUUCAAAGAGUGCAGUCACUGUUAAAGUAGGAGUGAAAUCAUUGACACAAAUGGGCCAGAGUGAGAUUAAUUUAAAAAACAUGUGCAGACAGCAUUGUUUUUUAAAUCGUCCAAGAUGUUUGAGAGAUUGCUGAGUAGAAUUAACAAGAAUUACAACCAGAGCGUUGUUGUUCUGUUGAUGGUAACGAGCAAAACAAAAUGUUCUCACUGAUGAAUAAAUAUACGGGCUAGCUUAUUUUUGAAUGAUCUGUUUGCUUUUCUGAUAAAUAAGCUAUUUUCACAACUUGGAUGUUUCUGAAUGAUGAUAAUGAAAUUAAAAUCUGUUACACAAAGACAAAAAAGUUCUUCUUGUGCACUCUGUGUCCAGUCAUA
This is a messenger RNA of Cheilinus undulatus (humphead wrasse), 4225 nucleotides long. Its product is annotated as leucine-rich repeat neuronal protein 4. The transcript has 2 exons. The record is from RefSeq and is a predicted model, not a curated record. Lineage: Eukaryota; Metazoa; Chordata; Actinopteri; Labriformes; Labridae. Bases 84 to 770 code for a protein of 228 amino acids.